AAGUAGCAAUUUUGUUGCUGCUGGAAGGGGUGAACAGGGUGAGGCUCCGUGCAGUUAUAAGGAAGUGUUUCCACAGACAGACUAAAAACUUUUCUUCUUCAGCUUAGAAACACAUCAGCUACUCUCUCCAACACUCAAAUAUGGCUGUCAGUAAAGAAACAACCAUGUACAACAAUGAAGAGAUCCGGAUCGUGAUGGUGGGGAAGACCGGAGCUGGGAAGAGCGCCACAGGAAACACCAUCCUGGGAAAGAAAGAAUUUAUAUCAAGGUUCUCCUUUAACUCUGUGACCUCAGGCUGUGCUAAGGUGUAUGGUGAGCUGGAUAGACAGAAGGUUUCUGUCAUCGACACUCCAGGUCUGUUUGACACUGAUACUGAUGAGGAGACGACACGUAAAAAUAUCUCCCAGUGUAUGGCUUAUGCUUGUCCUGGACCACAUAUCUUUCUGAUUAUCAUCAAACUGGGCCGACUCACAGAAGAAGAAAAGAAGACGGUGGAGAAGAUUCAGCAAAUCUUUGGAGAGGAAGCAAACAAAUACAGCAUGGUUCUCUUUACCCAUGGUGACCAGCUCAGAGGGCAACCUAUCAAGGAGAUCUUGAAGGAAAGCAAAGACCUGCAGGAGCUUGUGACCAAAUGUAACGACCAGUACUACGUCUUUGAUAACAACCUCUCUGAUAGUUCCCAGAGCAGAGAGCUGCUCAACAAGAUCAGAAAGAUAACAGAAAAGAACACAGGAAACCAUUACACCACUGAGAUGUUUCAGGAGGCAGAGAGGGCGAUUGAAGAGGAGCAACAGAGAAUCCUGAAAGAGAAAGAAGAGGAAAUGAGGAAAGAGAGGAAGGAACUAAUGAGGAAAAUAGUGGAAAAAUUUGAGCAAAGAAUAAAGGAAGCGAAGGAAGACGCGGAGAAGGAGAAACAGCGAAUCCUGAAAGAGAAUGAAAAGCAAAAGUGCAAAGAGGAGGAACUAAAGAGGAAAAUAAAAGAAAAACAUGAGAAAGAACUAGAAGAGGAAAUGAGGAAAGAGAGGAAGGAAGUAAAGAGGAAAAUAGAGAAGAAAUAUGAGCAAAAGUUAAAGAAAGUGGAGGAAGAUGCCAAGAAGAAGAAUCAGAGAAUCCAGAAAGAGAAUGAAGAGCAAAAGUGCAAAUUCAAGGAGGAACUGGAGAGGAAAAUAAAAGAAAAACAUGAGAAAGUAUUAAAGGAAGCGGAGGAAGCGAAGGAAAAAGAACUAGAAGAGAAAAUGAAAGCACUGGAGGAAGAACAGGAAGAGAAGGCCAGAAGAGAGGCAGAGAAGAGCCCUUCAGUGCUCGCAAAGAUUGGUCGUGGACUUGCGGUGGUGGGGGCUGUUGGGGCUGUGGGGGCUGUGGGGGCUGUUGGGGCUGGGUUGGUUUUGGGGGCUGUGGUGUUAUUUAAAAAAUAA
This is a messenger RNA of Labrus bergylta (ballan wrasse), 1415 nucleotides long. NCBI's taxonomy places the organism in Eukaryota, Metazoa, Chordata, Actinopteri, Labriformes, Labridae. The record is from RefSeq and is a predicted model, not a curated record.